AUGAUGAGCGAUACAGACUCGACUUUUUAUGAGGUGAUCACGGCCAAUAAUCGAAAAACGACCACUGGAAGACCGAAAACACUUCUACCUGUUACCGAGCAAUUCAGUUCAGACGCCACAUCGACCACAGCUGCCAGGCCAAACUCUACCAAGUCAGACAAACUAGUUGACUUGAACUCUUCACCAGCUCUCUGGCCGCAAUACGAUCCCAGCACCAAUGGCUGGUUUCAACCGGCUCCAAUUUCCAGCAGUGGAAAUCCGUCCAUUCCAAACAUUCACGUAGAGGACAUUUUCUCGAAUCACUUCCCCGGACUGCCGGGAAGCAUCAGUCUGCAGCCGAGCAGUACUGCCUCAUCAGCGGUGAAUCACUUUCCUACGCUGGGCCCACCACCGGUGCUGCCUUCAGUGCCCUCCACCACGGCCUCUCCCCAAGACAUUGCCCACACUGGUCGGUACACAUGCGGCGUACGGCCACUUCGUCCCACAGGGAGGGUGGUCGGUGGGAGAAAUGCCGCCUUUGGAGAGUGGCCCUGGCAGGUGCUCAUCAAGGAGUCAGGCUGGCUGGGACUGUUCAUGAAGCCAAAGUGCGGCGGAGUUCUCAUUGAUGAUCGCUGGAUUCUCACGGCUGCCCACUGUCAGCCAGGCGUCAUGGGCUCACUGAUCGUCAUGCUGGGCCAGAAUGACAUGAACGGCGAUCUCCAACAGUUUAAACCAGUGGUGAAAAUGGUUCGACGAAUGAUCGUCCACCGAGACUACAACCCGGAAACAUUCGACAAUGACAUUGCUCUUCUCGAGCUGGAGACGCCCUUUGAGAUGAAGCCACAUGUUGUGCCCAUCUGUUUGCCAGAGCAGGACUACCAUCUUGUUGGGGAAUUUGCGCACAUUGCCGGUUUCGGAAAACUAAACUACG
Molecule: messenger RNA, 910 nt
Organism: Rhagoletis zephyria (snowberry fruit fly)
Lineage: Eukaryota; Metazoa; Arthropoda; Insecta; Diptera; Tephritidae
Source: RefSeq, a predicted model, not a curated record